Ustilaginoidea virens is the source of this 726-nucleotide messenger RNA. RefSeq lists its product as uncharacterized. Lineage: Eukaryota; Fungi; Ascomycota; Sordariomycetes; Hypocreales; Clavicipitaceae. The record is from RefSeq and is a predicted model, not a curated record. Gene Ontology annotation, molecular function: protein binding. The transcript has 2 exons. Bases 1 to 726 code for a protein of 241 amino acids.
AUGUCGGUCCGAGGCCUAACAAAAAUGUUUGGAGACAUAAAGUUUGGUGGCUCGCCGCCGCCGCCAGGUAACCGGGAUUACGGCGCAAGCAGCUACGGGCAGCCUGGCGCGGGCCGAGACGGCGCAUAUCCCGGCGCUUCAUACAACGCCGCACACGCGCAACCGACGUACCAGCCCCCGUCCGACAAACCGCCCCUGCCCCAGGGCUGGACCCCUUGCUUCGACCAGCAACACCAGCGCUGGUUCUACUGCGAGGAGGCAACGCGCAAGGUUCAAUGGAUCGCCCCCGGCUACUCGGCGGCACCCCACGUCCAGGGCCCUCCGGGGGGCGCAUACGGCCCUUGGAGCGGGCCUCCGCCCGGCGGCGCAUAUGCUGCCAAGGGGGGUGACAAGAAGGGAAGCAUGAUUGGCGGCGCGCUCUUGGGCGCCGCCGGCGGUGCAGUUGCGGGGGAUCUUGCCCAUCAUGGCUUUGCGGAUCACCACGUCCGCCAGGACGCGGGGGAACACGAGCAUCGUGUGUAUGCCGAUGGGCCCGGCUCCAGCUCCAGCUCCAGUGACGACGGAGGUGAGGGCGAGCAACCCGAAGAGGAACGCGAGGAGCUUUACGAGGCUGAAAUGGGAUAUGCAGAGGCGGAACUUGCUGAGGAAUAUGAAGAGGACUACGCCGAUGAUUAUGAAGAAGACUUUGCUGAAGAAUAUGACGACCACGACUACGAUGAUGAUUAG